AUGCCGCGAUACACUUUAGUCGACACCGUCAAGUCGACUAUAUCCCCGUCCAAGUCGCUGUGGAGGGAAGGAUUGUUCAUCGCGACUGUCUGCAUUGCCCAGUUCAUGACACAAGCUGGCCUGGCCAUUGCUAUUGUUCCUGGUCAAAUAAUUGGCAGGAGCUUCAACUCAACCUCACCAGUCUCCACGGUCGGCACAUUCAUUCUCGUUGCGGGUCGUCUGGGAGACAUGUACGGUCAUCGCUUGUUGUUCAUUGUUGGGUUCUUGUGGGUUGGACUCUGGUCAUUGCUCGCGGGGUUCAACGUCUGGUCGAGUCCUAUUUUCUUCGACUGUUGCCGAGCAUUUCAAGGAAUUGGUCCUGCGAUGCUCCUUCCUAAUGCAGUGGCCAUCUUUGGACAGACACAUAUCCACCCGGUCGCCGAAAGGAGUUUAUUUUUAGCUUUUUUGGUGCGACUGCACCUGGCGGUUUUGUCGUUGGCGGUGUUUUCUCCUCAAUUUUUGCACAUUUCGUCUGGUGGCCAUGGGGAUAUUGGGGUUAUGGGAAUUGUCUGUUUCGUCCUUGCUGGAAUUGGCUUCCUCGUUAUUCCAACUUCCUCGCGAUGUAAGACCGAUGACCAUGUGAACCUUACCGAGAGACUCGACCUCCUUGGCGCGGCAGUCGGCAUAUCGGCCUUGGUUUUGGUUAACUUUGCCUGGAACCAAGCCCCUCUUGUCGGUUAG
This is a messenger RNA of Penicillium daleae, 720 nucleotides long. RefSeq names its product MFS general substrate transporter. NCBI's taxonomy places the organism in Eukaryota, Fungi, Ascomycota, Eurotiomycetes, Eurotiales, Aspergillaceae. The transcript has 3 exons. The coding region runs from base 1 to 720 and encodes 239 amino acids. The record is from RefSeq and is a predicted model, not a curated record. Gene Ontology annotation, cellular component: membrane.